GUAAAAAAGCUACUUCCGGUGUUUGUCAAAUUAUCUCCCCUGAAGUAUAUAACUAAAGUACUACUAGUAAUUGAGUAGUGUUACACAGUAUGUUGAUUACUCUAACAAGAGCUGUAUCUAGAAUCACCUUUAUUCCAGUAGCUAUUAAGUACCUACUGACAGCAAGUACAACAUCAAGACUUUUAGUGGCUGGAUCACAGAAUUUGUUUACAAGUCCUGUCAGUUGUAAUGACGAAGUGAAAAAGGCCCAGGCUGCCACCAAAUCAAGGGAACCUACAAUCUUCAGUAAAAUCCUAGACAAAUCUAUUCCUGCUGACAUUUUAUAUGAAGAUACUGAGUGUAUAGCCUUUAGAGAUGUCAGUCCACAAGCACCUGUCCAUUUCUUAGUGAUUCCAAGGAAACCAUUAACUGGUAUAGAUGAUGCUACAGACACUGAUGAGAAGCUUUUAGGCCACUUACUUUUGGUAGCAAAGAAAGUUGCAGAACAAGAAAAAUUGGAUAAUGGAUACAGAAUAGUAAUUAACAAUGGACCAGAUGGAUCUCAGUCAGUUUACCAUCUUCAUCUCCAUAUAAUGGGAGGACGACAAAUGGAAUGGCCACCAGGAUAAUGUUUUGAUACUUAUAUUAUUGUAUAAAAUAAAUGUUAGACCAUUUUAUCAUUGUGGUGCUUAAAAUUUGACACAUAAAGUAUUGUGCUUUUUAUGUUAUGUUUACAAUGUGCAUACAAGUGAAUUUUAAACAGAUAAAGUGAUAUUUUCAUAAA
Mytilus californianus (California mussel) is the source of this 763-nucleotide messenger RNA. RefSeq lists its product as uncharacterized. The coding region runs from base 90 to 608 and encodes 172 amino acids. Gene Ontology annotation, molecular function: hydrolase activity. The record is from RefSeq and is a predicted model, not a curated record. Gene Ontology annotation, cellular component: mitochondrion; cytoplasm. NCBI's taxonomy places the organism in Eukaryota, Metazoa, Mollusca, Bivalvia, Mytilida, Mytilidae. The transcript is spliced from 6 exons.